UCUCUCUCUCUCUCUCUGUCUACGACUCUCUAUUGUGUUUUCCUUGACGGUUCUUAAAACCAGAACCUACGGCUCUUAAAAAUCAUAACCUACGGCUCUCUCUUUUGUGUUGUAAGCAUUAUUUUUAGAGGGUUUUUAACUCAUACCACAUAUGAUCUGUUCAUGGAUAUAUAGCAGUGGGGAUUGAAGUGAUCUGCUCUUUGGUUCGCCUGCCCUCCCACCAACGACAUUUGCUACAGCCAGGCGGUGACUCUACAAAUUUGGAUUUGGAUUCAUUGUAGCAAAGGUGGCCGCAGUUGAGGGUACUAACUCAAAAUUGCUACAUGGCCUUUUGAGAUAUCUCACUACUUUUUGGAGCGUCUUCUACACCAACAACAAAGGGGAAAGAAUGGAGAUAAAGGGUUGAAAAAAGAACAAUUUCAAGUAGUCUCAACUGAAUUAUAUGAUAGAUUUCAUAUGACAUAUGACUGGGGACAGUGCCGUAAUCACUACAGGAUAUGGAAAGCAAGGUUGAAGUCGCUUGUUGACUUGCAAAAAAAUAGUGGAGUGGGUUGGAAUGACCAUGAGAAGCGGUUUGAUGUACCACAACACAUGUGGAAUGAAUUCAAGAAAAAAGAGCAAAGAUUUUGGAAAGAGCAUAAAGUGCUUCCUAUUCACCUACAACUUGUUGAAUGGCUGCGUAAUGAAAUUGCCACCAGAGCUGGAUCUUCACACCCAUCCGAUGCAGUCAAUGAGGACCAGCCUUACAAUCCAGUGCCAAUUGAUGAAGAAAUUAGGUUGGACAAUUAUGAUGCUAUUGAUGAUAAUGUUGGUGAAAGUGCCCAUUAUACUCCCAAUGCAAGUAGCAGUCGUUCCCGUGGUAGGCCUAGUUCAGGGGUAACAAGUAAAGAGAAGAAGAAGAAAGGAGGUGCAGAGAAGGUUAGUAGUCCUUUGAAGGUGAUAGCCAAUGCAAUUGUGGAGAUGGCCAAGCAAGACCCUCGGAAGGAAUUUGCAAAAAACUUAUGUAUUGAGAUUGAUGCACUUCCAGGAGUUGAGUUUGAUAAAAAAUUGCGUGCUAAACAAUUCUUCAUGCAACAUAAGGAAUUGGCUCCCAUCUUCUUGAAUGCCAAUGAGGCAGAUAAGCCUAAGGUGUUUGAACACUACAUGAAGAAUAUUGAAGAUGGUGGUCAAGAUUGAGGAGGUGUCGCUUUAUUUAUUUAUGAUUAGUGUGUUGUUUCAAAACAUGAGUAGAUAUUAACUAGACAAUUUAUGACUAACAUUUGAAAUGCUUAUUUUGGUGAUGUAAUAUUGACUCGAUUUUUGAACUCUCUCAUUUAAACUGGUCAGCUGGUGAUUGGUAAGCUUCUGUAAGAAGGUAUUAUGAGUUUUAUUGGAAAGUAACAUAGUUGGAUGUCUGUUUAUCUAGAA
Macadamia integrifolia is the source of this 1407-nucleotide messenger RNA. RefSeq lists its product as uncharacterized. The record is from RefSeq and is a predicted model, not a curated record. Bases 457 to 1176 code for a protein of 239 amino acids. The transcript is spliced from 3 exons. Lineage: Eukaryota; Viridiplantae; Streptophyta; Magnoliopsida; Proteales; Proteaceae.